AAAUACCUAUGCAAUAGUACAAGGAAAUUUACAUUGCAGCAGUAUUAAAUCUUAAGACUUGUUUUUACCUUAGAUAUAUCGUGUACACGCUUUUCGCGAAUUCUCUUAGAUUCCUCUUCUGUACAAACAACGCAACUGGACAAGAUGUUUUUUAGCGGGUUUGGAUACUCCAAUAGCGCUCCAAGUAGUCCUCCUUCACCAGGCAAAGGAAGUUUAUGGGGCAGUGUUUAUAGUCCAUUCAAAAACACCAAUACGCCAAUUCCAAAACUACCAGCCAUGGAUCAAACGGUGGUUAAUGGUAUCAGUGCUAAGUCGCCGGGGAAAUCGUCCCCAAUAGGCGGAGGUAUGGGUGGCGGUCAAGGUAUCGUAGGAGCCGGCAGGACAAUGAAAGAGUGCGAGGAUCAACUGGGAGCUCUUAGGAAGGAAAACUUCAAUCUUAAAUUGCGUAUCUAUUUCCUAGAGGAACGCAUGGGCAUUACGUCUGCCGAUGAAGAUGCUAUCAAGAAAAACAUUGAGCUCAAAGUUGAGAAUGAGUCAUUGAGGAAAGAAUUAAUAGAGAAGCAGGAACUUCUUAGUCAAGCGGCAAAGGCAAUGCAAUUUACUGAAGAACAAAAGCAAGAGUAUGCAAGAAAUCAAACUCAAUUUCAGCAAGCCUUUGAACAAGAGCGAGAAAGAGCAGAUAGACUCGAAAAAGAACUCGAUGAAUGCAAAGAACGAUUGAAUGAUGCUACGUAUUACGAAGACACAUAUGGCAUUACACCUCAGAAGGCUGUAGAGCUGAAAGAGAAGAUGGAAGAGUUCAAAGCAUCUUUAGAAUCGGAGUUGAAACAAACGGCGGCUAGUUUGGAGGAAGAAAGAAAUUGGGCUCAAGAACUCGAAAACGAAAAUAACGAAUUGAAAAAACGUUUGGAGACUGAGAUCGCUUUAAAAGAUAAAUUAUCAUUGAAGAAGGAUAAUGAAAUUGAAGCCCUAAAUGAAAAGAUUAAGGAAUUAGAGGUUGAUAUUUUCAAUAAAAACGGUACGUUGCAACAACUUAGAAAAGAAAUUACAGAAAAGGAUAAGAUCUUGAGUGAGAAGUGUGACUUAUUGGAAGAAAAGUGUAGAGCUUAUGAAGAAGUUACAACGGUCGCGGAAAAAAGGAAGAAACAAGUUGAUCAAUUGAGAUUAUCAGUAAAAUCAAGAGAUGAUGCUCUCACUGAUCUCAACAAUAAGAAUCGCUCACUUCUCCAGCAGUUUGAAAGUAAUUUCACGAAAAGUUGCGUUUCUCCUCAAAGUCCUUCUAUAUUUAUUGAAGAAUCUCAAAACAUCCGAAAAACUUUCAAUCUUAGCAGUCCAUCGAAAAGUAUGAAUGGUUCAAUAGAUCUGGAACCCACUACCGAAAGAUCGAGACUAGCUUAUGACUUAAAUACAACUGCAGAAAAAAUGAGUUCUCCAGAUUUAAGAAAAGUUGGUAUUAGUUCAAUGGUGAACGUUAAUAAAGAGCUCGAAGACAAAGAAAAAGAAAUCAAAAAGCAAGAAGAAAUAAAAAAGCAAUUGACACUCAAGCUUUAUAGUGCGCAGCAAAUCGCGGAAGAUAAAGAGCAAAAGUUGAAGAAAUUAGAAGUUGAUCAUAAAAAGGCUAUCCAAAUGCUUCAAGGCUUUAUGAAACGUCAUGAACAGCUCGAAGACAAACAAACAAAAAAAGAUCGGAGGAUUAUGGAAUUAGAGGUUGAGUUAAGCAGACUACGCAAUGAAAACACAAAGGCUUCUAGAAACAGCAUUAACACUUCUUCGAGGAAAAAUAUUAGCAAUGAACUAAUCGAUAGUCCAGAACGUGAUAACAAUCGACAGCAACGAUUUGAGGAAAUGGAAAGCAAAAUUAAUGAACUACGAGACCAAAUCGACGCAAUAAAGGCUGAGAAAAUAAUUUUAGAAAAGCAAAUAAAAAUUGAAACUGAGGAUCUAAAUGAUCGUCUGCUAGAUAAAGAUUUGAAAAUUGAAUGCCUGGAGUGUGAGAAAAAUUCUAUAAAGAAUGAGUUGCAAAUUAAGAAUGAAGAACUAGAACAAUUCAAGGCAACAUGUAAUCGAACAGAUGCAUACAAGCAAAACACGCAAUAUCUCGUCGACGUAGAUAACUUACGGGAAGAAAUCAAUGCUAAGAACCAAGAGCUUGAACAGAAAAAUCAAUUGAUCGAACAUCUAAACAAAGAACUUCAAACGAGCACGCAAAACUUACAAAAACUCGUGAACACUGAAUUGUGGAAUAAAAACAAGGAGAUCGCCAAAUUACAUAAUCAUAUGACAGCAUAUCAAUGCCAAGAAAAGACUCGUAACAAAUCGGAAUGCACUGAAGAAAGUGCAACUUCUCAAUUAACAAUUCUAGUUCGAGAGCUGAAUGAUAUCGGCAUUCAAGUGACGUUCACAAACGACGUUAUACAACUCAAUUAUGUUAAUUGCGAUAAACCAGUUGACGUUUCAACAUUGACCAAGUACAUUCAUAAACUGAUUGCUCAGAAAAUUGAACUCGAAAAAGAAGUUGACUAUCUGAAAUGGAUAAAACUAGUUGCACAACCAGCGAACGAUGCUGAUACAAGCUUUUGUGAUUCAACUGAAAAGGAUAAGCAGUACUGCGAAGUUUUAAGAAGUCACUUAAAGGAGUUGGUUCAAUUCAUGAAGGAAAUGUUGAAGAAUGGCGAUCAAACAAAUAGUUUUGCACAAAACAAACAAAAAACAAUUGCAUUCGAAGCACUUAUGAAUUCAAAGAUUCUUUCAGACGAUUUCAAAAAUGCACUGGAAGAGAUUAAGCUAAAGGAAUCCUAUGAUGUGACAAUUAACAACAAAGGUAAUCGAAUCGACGGUUCCGUCAGGAAAAGCAAGUCCGACAAUUUUAUUGACAUAAGAAAUCAAUUAUCAAAUCCAUCAGACUCCGAAGCUUUUUCCGAACCUGACAGAAUGGUGUCACUAGAGAGGAUGGGUUUUACUGAAACAAGGUAUAAGUGCUCUUCAAGAACUAGGUCUUCCAAAUUUGUUAAAACAUUUAGCGACUCCGAAGACUCAGUUGAUUACCGACCGUGCCACAAAAGUUACCAAAAUGAUGUCGGCGACUUCGACGCAAAUCGGCAAAUUCUUGAACUAAAACAGAUCAACUGCUUUUUAUAUUCCGAACUGAUAGCUUUAAGAAAUGAAAUUAGUAAAACUGUAGUCGAUGAGACAAUCAAUAAUAAGUUAAAACUACUCUUGAGUCAACUAGAUAAAUCGCGAGCAUAUUGUGAAAAGUUACAAAAUACGUUAGAAAAAAAAAUUCACGAAUGUCACAUUUUGAAGAAAGAAAGCAAACAGAACAGUAUUCGCAAAUUGCAAUUGGAAAAAAAAAUGUUCGAUGUAGAAAAUAUGGUUUUUGAAGUUACCAAACAAAAAACAGAGUUACUACAGCAUAAAGAAAGUACGGAUAGGAAAACUACUGAAAUAUUAAUUACAUUGAAUAAGGAAAAUGAAUUACAGCGUACUAAAAUUAAAAAAUUGGAAAACGACAGCGAGGAAGCAAAGGCAAUGAUCUUGCGACUUACAAGAGAGCUGGACCAUCUCACGUUGACGCACAGUCAAAUAUUGGUAGAAAAUACCAAAUUAACCAAUGAUAAAUUAAGACUAGAACAAGAAUUAAGAAAAUUCGAGAGCCGAUACGAUGUAACUGUGCGAACUCUUCAAGAUAAAUUCCAGAAAGAGGUAUCCGACUUAAAUCAAAUCAAUGAUUCACACAAAGCAAGAUUACUCGAGUUAGAGGCUACAAACAAAGAACUUCGAAGGCAUGUCGCAGUAUGCGAUGCUAGUGACUCAGCUCCAAGUUCCAGUGGUAUUUCUUCUAUUCCACUAGAUGUUGCAUCGAAACCACCAUGUGAUGAUUUCAUGAACGAAUAUUAUGUUUCUAACGGAACUCAGUAUUGGCCGCCGGUAACUUAUCCUGCAUCGAGCGGACGUAGUAAAUCAAGUUGCUCUCCCGACCUGGGCAUCGAAAGUGAUGCGGCUGGUUCAUCUACAAGGCCAUUGAAGGAUACUUUAAAAAUUACUGAAUCAAUGAACAACUUACUCAGUGAUGAUGACAAUUAUAACAACCAAGUACUCCGAGACGAGAACGUCGAUAGCCCGCUACCUAUUGAAGGUGGGCUAUUAUACUAUAGUCUCGACGAGAUCCAGUCAUUAAAGCAAGAAAAUGUAGCAUUAAAAACGAGACUGAUGAAAACACGAAGAGCACUUGAAGAUACAUUUGAGCAUUUGUCAACUUCAAAUAAGAAUAAGAAGAAUGUUGAAAAAGCAAUCAUAAAACAAUUACUGAUUACUAAAAGUAUACUUAAGAAAACUAGAAACUAUGAAGAAGCACAGUAUGAAAAUUAAAUGUUUAUGAAGGAAAUGGUUGUUACUUAUAUUGAUGAGAAAGUAAGUAUCUUGAAAACGUAUUAGGCGUUGCAAAGAGUUACCGAUGGGUAUUAUUACUUACUGUAUUUGCUCGAUUAUAUAGUCUUUAAAGUUUGCUCUCUUAGAUAUAUCAUUAUUGUUCUAUGUCUAUUGACAUAGCCUUAAGAUGAACUUCUUACACGUACAACUCUUAUAAUGAUAUAUAAAAAACUUAUUUUUACAAAAAUGAACGAAAUUUUGUCUGAAAAAACGAAAAGAAAUUUAAAUUAAUAUUGUUAUAAUAUAUGGACAGAUGUGAAAAAUGUAUAUUAAGAGAUUUGUAUAUACAUUUACAAAAUAUAGAUUGUUAUUGUACUUUUUCAAUAAUGUCUUUCAAAUUAUUUUUUACAUUAUUCAGGCGUAACUUACGUGCGAUAUUUCACGUAUGUCAAUUAGCCUGUUUUGCGUACGUGUUUGAUUUAUAAAGCACUUUAUACAAACUCUUUAAGAUUGUAUAUAAUUUACAAGUCACAGAAAUUCAUCUGUAAAUAAAUCAUUAAUAAAGUGCCAUUCUGU
Phymastichus coffea is the source of this 4944-nucleotide messenger RNA. RefSeq names its product centrosomin (gene cnn). Gene Ontology annotation, biological process: centriole replication; positive regulation of DNA-templated transcription; regulation of mitotic cell cycle spindle assembly checkpoint. The coding region runs from base 145 to 4368 and encodes 1407 amino acids. The record is from RefSeq and is a predicted model, not a curated record. Gene Ontology annotation, cellular component: perinuclear region of cytoplasm; microtubule plus-end; mitotic spindle pole. NCBI's taxonomy places the organism in Eukaryota, Metazoa, Arthropoda, Insecta, Hymenoptera, Eulophidae. Gene Ontology annotation, molecular function: transcription cis-regulatory region binding; protein kinase binding; gamma-tubulin binding. The transcript has 16 exons.